GCGGCGGGAGGGGCGCGUCCUGCACGGCCGGGGCCGCGGCAGAGCGGCGCGCAGCGGGCAGGUGCAGCGGCUGAGGCUGCGGCUGCGGCUGGAGCCGGCAGGUCCGUGCCUCCCGCGCUGCUCUCCCGCCGUCAGCAUGAAGGUCGAGUUUGCCCCCAUCAACAUCCCGCUAAAGAGGAGGAUCCAGACAGUCGCCGUGCUGCAGUGGAUCUUCUCCUUCCUCCUGCUGGAGUUUUGCUGUGGAUUCUUUGUGAUCCUGAUCCUGGGCAACUUCUGGUUCCUUGCUGUUCUGUACCUGCUGUGGCUCUACCUUGACUGGGAAACACCAUGUGCUGGGGGCAGACGGUCCCAGUGGGUCAGAAGCUGGACUGUCUGGAAGUACUUCAGGGAAUACUUUCCCAUUCAUCUUAUAAAAACUUCAGAACUGAACCCAAAUCACAACUACUUACUUGGCUUUCACCCUCAUGGGGUCCUAGUAGCUGGAGCCUUUGGAAACUUUUGCACCGAUCCUACUUUCAAAAAUUUAUUUCCUGGGCUUACUCCAUAUCUUCAUAUCAUGCCCAUCUGGUUUGGCUGUCCCUUCUUCAGAGAAUACAUAAUGAGUGCUGGAAUGGUUUCUGCAUCCAAGGAAAGUGUCUCAUAUGUGCUGAACAAUGAAGGAGGUGGCCAUGCAUCCGUCAUUGUGAUUGGAGGAGCAGAGGAAUCUCUGAAUGCACAUCCUGGAAGUCUAACAUUGAACAUCCUCAAGAGGAAGGGCUUUAUUAAAAUGGCCCUGAAACAUGGGGCUCAUCUGGUUCCAGUGUUUUCCUUUGGUGAAAAUGAACUAUUCAAGCAAGUUGCAAACCCCAAAGGUUCAUGGCUCAGAAAUGUACAGGAGAAGUUGCAAAAGAUAAUGGGCUUUGCUUUACCACUAUUUCAUGCUAGAGGAGUAUUCCAGUACAGUUUUGGCUUAAUACCUUACAGGCAACCUAUUCAUACUGUUGUGGGAAGCCCCAUCCCUGUAAAACAGAACUUGAACCCCACCAAUGAAGAGAUCGAUCAGCUUCAUGCAUUGUAUCUACAGAAACUAAAGAAAUUAUUUGAAGAACAUAAAAGCAAUUACGGCAUCCCUGAGCAUAAAUCUCUCAUCUUCGAGUAGCAAAUUACAAGUUGUAAUUCCAAAUCUCAUGCAAAGAAACAGUGUCUGCUGAAAGAUGUCUUUCUUGCAAUCCAUAUUUUGCAAUCUGUAAUUAUCCUUAUGUAAGGAAUACUUUUAAGAAGGGAAUAUUAGAUGAUUUAUUGAUUUUUAUCCUAUUGGGCGGUGGGGGGAGGGACCUUUGGGAUGCAAGCCUCGAAGUCAGUGCUGUUUUGAAUGUCCUUUUAGGUUCAUAUGUGCCAGAAAUGCGAGUGAGAGACUCCACACAGGUAUUCUUACCACCAUGGUACCUACCCAUAGCUUGAGCAUAGGAAAUUGCCCCAGCAUGAGAUCACUAGCAGAAGUAAAAAUCCAAGAAGUCUUUGAUUAGAGGUCGAGAGACUUACCAGCAUUUAUCAAACAUGACAACAGGUUGUUCUCUGAACGUCAGAAACCCCUGCUGCUCUUCCACGGAAAUGAAGGUGUGUGUUUUCAGCAGAUGGCUACUGUAAACUACUUACAUGAGAAUUCAAGACUAAAUAGGAGCCUUCAGCCCUGCAUAGGAUACUGGCAAAAACAGUUUGUCCAAGUCAUGGAGCAGAGCAAACCUUCUGUUUGGGGAACUGUGUUGAGUUUGUUGUGUGCAUGUGCGUGCUGGGUGGUGGGAAGCACUGAAUGAUGUGACUUUUCUGGAAAAUCUGUGCUUUGGCUCGUAAGUUUGGAAGAUGAAGCAGCUUUGGUAGUUUCAGCCUCAGAAGAGAUAGCAGGCACAGAACAGGAGAAGUGAGGGAAUCAUGGGAACUCUUCAUCCUGUGCAAAUUAAAAAUGAUCCUAUGUCAAGCACUUGCACAGAAGGAAAGGGAGCCCAAUUUGUUCAGUCAGUUCUGAAAUUUCACCAAGGAAAGUGUACUUGAUAAUGCCUUUUUUUUCCCUACUGACAGCUGUGGGGAAGUAUGUGUUAUGCUGGUGCUGCAGGGUGACACAGUGUGAGCAUAGCUCUAGGGUGCAGCAGGUUAAGAGGCUGCAUUGUAUAUAAACUCAGUGCCUGAAUUUGAGAAAAGAUUUAUCCUUAAUGUGGAUAUCCACUUCAGAAAAGAAAAGAAAAAAAUCUUAGCCAAAUACUUUUUCAGUGAAAAUUCCUAUGUCUUGGAAAUUAUUGUGCGUGGAAAGAAUUGUAGUAUAUUCCUGAAUUUUUAUGAGAUAAAUUCUUGUAUUUGUACGUGCCUCCUGUCUGCAUGCAAACUUUUCAGAUCUGAUGUCAGUGAAGAGUUUGCUCUGCUUUAAGCUGUUUUGGUGCCUGAAUAUUACAUCAGUUAGGUGGUCUGACAGGUUGUGCAUGGGCUUAUCAGGCAGCGUGGGCAUCUUCAUUUGGCUCAGUUCAGCACUGAGAUGCUCCAGGAAUAGCAGCACUGGACACAUUGUGUAUUUGAUUGGCUGGAGGCUCUUAGAGGAAGCACAGCUGGGGCUUUGGGAGCAAGGUAGAACUCUGGGAAGAAAAUAUCUUAGCAAGAUGAAGGUGUUUAAAGAAAAGAGUAGACAUUACUUCUACGGAGUGAGAUCUGACUGAAGCAAUGCCCCAAAGCCAAACAAGUAUUUGCCAGACAGAGCGGAUGUAUGUGCUCCAAAAAACCCUCCAGCAACAAGUUGGUUUCCUUAAGAGGGCUCUUCCUUCUAGUGACUCUUUGUCAUCCGGAUGUAAACAACCCUGAGCCAAUGCUGAAUCCUGCUCUCAUUUUCUCUACAAUGACACAAUCACUCUGGGAACCAGGGCUGGAAUUUGCAGUGCCUGAAGAAGCCCCUCUUCCCUGACAGACUGCUGCCAAUGUGCCCACAAUUCACCUCUACCUGAGCUUUCUUGGUGCCAUGUGUGCUUGUCCUCCCUUCCCACACCUUUGCUGAUCACUGGUGAUCACUGUGGUGUAGGUAUCUUGCUUCCUCACUCUCUGUCCACCUUUCCCUGGGUUGAGAUCUCUGGUCUCUAUGCAUAGAAAAUACUGAGUGGUGGCUUAUUCAGCAGAAAUGGGGUUUAGGAGCAGGGUUUGAGAAGAGGAAUGUGAAGGAUUGGUUACGUGAGAAAGGGCAUAUAGAUUCUUUGCAGCUUACUGAUCUGAGGAGCUGGCUACAUGAGAACGGGCACAUAGACCCUUGCAGUUAGCUGAGCAAGGUCUCACAGAACACUGCAUUACACAUUAUGUGUAACAACUGAAGUUGCAGAGUAUCACAUGUAUCUUGCUCAAUAACUGAACCACCAUUGAGUCUUAUUGCUGAGCUAUGGGUUUAUCUGCAGAGUUAGCAAGGAUAGGUUUUGGCAGCAAAACAAUAGACAUCUGUGGUUAGAAGGCCAGAGGAAAAGGAGAACUGCUGACCACAGAAGGGGGACUAAAGGAGGGGUUAGAGAUCGGCUUAGACGACGUGAACCACUUAGAAUGCGCCUUUUACGAAUAUGCAUAAGCCUAUUAUUGAUAGUCUAUAAGAAGCUUUGGUACAAUCAAUAAAGCAGAUUCCUGUUGUUCACUCAUAUUGAGUGUCUGGGUUUCCCCUCUAUCGCGGCAGAGGAAGCACAACAGCUGUGCAUGUUUGACACCGGCUUAAGAUCAGGAUGGUUUCAGCUCUGGAAAGGGCAUGUUUCUAAGGAGGCAAGUUUGUUACCUGGGAAGAGGUUUCAGGGUCCUGAGGAUUGUACAAAGUGAUGAUCCCUGAGCAGUUGCUUUUUCUUAGCCAGCUAUGUGAAAUUUCCUUUGGAUUUGACUCUUUGCUGCCUGCCCUGAUGAGUAGUGCUGAUUAUUCAUGAAAGAAGAAUUUGGAAUCCAUGUCAGACUGUUCUCUCCUAGAUCAUCUGCUCUAAUGAGAUACUUCCUCUCAUUCUCUGUUCUUCUUCCAUUACCUUAAUGAUACAGAAGAUCAGGCUGUAAAUUUAAAAAUACUAGCAUUGGGUUGAGGAUGGGAAGUAACAAUGGUUUUUUGUUGAUCAAAUUAACCAAAACUUUUAGAGAAUAUGUGGAUACCGAUUUUGGAACAGUAUCUGGCCCAAAGGGUAUCCUACAAACAGGCUUUCCUCUGAAUUCCAUGAGAAAAUUUUCUGUGGGCUCUGUGUACCAUCUGUAACUGGCUGAGGUAGAACAAGUAGGGAUUGUGUUACUAUGGCUACUGAUACUGUCAUUGCUUUGUAACAAUGGUGAUGGUAAAAGAAACAAAAAACCUAAAAAACCCAACAAAAAACAACAAACCAAGAAAAUCUCCAAACAGCUCAAGUAUUUAUUGUUGCUCAGUUACCACUGCAUAUUGCUUAUGAUGGUCCUUCCAAACUACCUUUUAUUAACCAAUUGUCUAGUGUACCUAGGACUAUUUUAAAAUAGAACUUCUGUCUCUAAACGUGAUAGACAUGGUGUCAUCUAAAAUAUUUACAUCUGUGUUAGUGUGUGGAUCUGUAAAGAAGCCCUGCAAUCCACAGCCCUGGCAGCCAUAGACCCGUUUUGGCUACCACAGGCACCAAUCCCAGCACUGCUGCAGCCGCUAGGAGGCUGCCCAUAUUUGUUGGAGCAAGAGUCUCCAGCUGCAGUUCCUGCUGGACAAAGCAAGAGCAAGGAGCUGGUGGGAAUGGUGACACCAUUUCCCCCAGCUGUGACUGGAAGAACUGGGGAGCACUCACAUUCCUGGUGGGAUGCCCACACUGCCUGGGGCCUGCUUCGUGGGGUGUUUCUCUUUGUGCCUUUUAAUGCCACACGUAAUCCCAGGAAAGCCAGCCAUCCAUCAACAGGAGAAGCUCUGCCUCUGAAACGUGCAAACACUGCCUCCCUGACGUGCUCAGGAUGAAGUACCUGCCUGUUCUCUCAUGUGUGAACACCUCUGGGCCAAAUUCAGUUGGCAGACAGUCAGUCCUGGAGUAUUUUUACUUUACUACACAGCAUAGUUUACACUUUGUAGCUUUUUAUGGUACCUGUAUAAUAUGAAUGUCAGUUGUUUCAAUGAUAGCUGUGACAAGGAGGUGUGAGAUAAUAAAGCUUUGUACCAAA
Molecule: messenger RNA, 5127 nt
Organism: Corvus hawaiiensis (hawaiian crow)
Lineage: Eukaryota; Metazoa; Chordata; Aves; Passeriformes; Corvidae
Gene: MOGAT1
Product: monoacylglycerol O-acyltransferase 1
Exons: 6
Coding region: 137-1138 (333 amino acids)
Biological process (GO): triglyceride biosynthetic process; diacylglycerol biosynthetic process
Cellular component (GO): endoplasmic reticulum membrane
Molecular function (GO): diacylglycerol O-acyltransferase activity
Source: RefSeq, a predicted model, not a curated record